UAUAUUUGAAAGCUGUCAUAGAGGCUACUAUAGUGUAUGUAGAAUAUGAAAAGAAUGAGAAACCCAAUGCCAUUUCUGUUCUCUGCAAAUUAGAGCCCCUCAAAAGCGUUCAUUAUAUCUAAAAUGACUAUCUUGGCGCAUGUUAGCCAUUUGAAGCCAAAUUAAUCAAAUUUUGCCAACCAGCUUUCAAAUGACACCCAUUAUGCAGAAUCUAUCUUGGUCCAGAAUCGGAAAUAUCUGAGAGGAAUUGAAGAUAUCUGCGUUUGCAUGUUGAACAUGACGUGCUUUUAUUUUGAAAUGUACACCGGAAGUGUGCACACUUAGUUGCUCAGCUUUUGCUCUACUCUCGGUACUAUGAAAUGUAUUUUCCUCACGCAUGUGUCGUCAGUUGAACAUUAAAAAAAAAAAAAAAAAAUUAGCAUUGUUUGCAAAUGCUGUAAAUCAGCGAAUUUCAUGUUUGAAGUGGCACCUUUUAAACGCGAAGAUUGAGUUUUGACAAAGACUUUUAUUGCUUGAUAGCAGGCUAAAGUUGUUAGUACAUUGUCUUUCACCAUUAGCCUCUAUGUAGCAAUGCUAACGCUGUACAAUCUUCAAUACGUUAUUUUUGUAAGGUUGAACUGGUGUGUUGAUGACAAAUAAACAUCUGUAAAAGGAACUGGUCUCAUAUGCAAACAACGGGUGAAGUUUUAACAAGCACGUGUGCCGAGUGCACGCGCAAACUCACGCACGCGGCUAUAAAUAGCAGCAGGUAAAAUUACCAACCACAUUUCUAUUCACCGUGCAUUAAUUGACUUAUUGCAUAUGGCGACCGGCUUAGUGUUAAUGAACAUCUUUGAUCCUUAUCGGAGGGUUCACAUCAAAGACCUCACGAUAAAAUAUGAAUAACAUAAAACAGCACAAAAAGAUCAUCAAAGGACAACGCAGCCUCCAAUGAAAUUAAAGGUGGGAAUUCAGGUAUUGAUAUGAACUUUCUGAAAAGUGCAUUCAUACACCGAGAGAACAAUCAGAAAGUGAGGAAAAAGGACUGUGCAAAACUGAAGCACGACAACUGGAUUUUAACCACUCCUGAAUGUUUGAGCAGAAGGCAUACAGUUCACGGUGCUGAGUACUGACGGGGUGCGGGCUAUGAUGGAGUCGGCCCUGACAGCAAGAGACAGAGUGGGUGUGCAGGACUUUGUCCUGCUGGAGAACUACACGAGUGAGGCUGCUUUCAUAGAGAACCUUCGCAAACGCUUCAAAGAGAACCUUAUCUAUACUUACAUUGGCUCAGUACUGGUGUCUGUUAACCCAUAUAAAGACUUGGAGAUCUACACCAAAAACCACAUGGAGCGGUACCGUGGAGUCAACUUCUAUGAGGUCUCACCACACAUCUAUGCAGUGGCUGAUAACUCGUACCGUUCUAUGAGGACAGAGAGGAAAGACCAAUGCAUCCUAAUUUCUGGAGAAAGUGGAGCCGGUAAGACAGAAGCUUCAAAAAAGAUUCUUCAAUACUACGCUGUGACCUGUCCAGCUAGUGAGCAAGUGCAGACCAUCAAAGACCGCCUUUUACAGUCUAACCCUGUGCUCGAGGCCUUUGGCAAUGCCAAGACGUUACGUAACGACAAUUCGAGUCGCUUUGGCAAGUACAUGGAUAUCCAGUUUGACUUCAAGGGUGCCCCGGUGGGAGGUCACAUCAUUAAUUACCUGUUGGAGAAGUCGCGUGUGGUUCACCAAAACCACGGCGAGAGGAACUUUCACAUUUUCUAUCAGCUGAUCGAGGGAGGCGAAGAAGACCUGCUCAGGCGCCUCGGCUUGGAGCGAAACACUCAGCAGUAUCAGUACCUGGUCAAAGGUAACUGUCCCAAAGUGAGCUCCAUCAAUGACCGCAGUGAUUGGAAGGUGGUGAAGAAGGCCUUAACUGUGAUUGGCUUUAAUGAAGACGAAGUUGAGGAGCUGUUGAAUAUAAUCGCCAGUGUCCUUCACUUGGGGAAUGUUCAAUAUGGUGGUGAGGACGGCAUCGCCUGCAUCACUUCUGACACACAGAUCAAGUACUUGGCAAGGUUGUUAGGAGUAAAUGUGGCUGUGCUGACGGAGGCACUCACAAACAAAAAGAUAAUCGCCAAGGGAGAGGAGCUGAUCAGCCCACUGAACCUGGAACAGGCAUCCUCUGCUCGAGAUGCUUUGUCGAAGGCAGUGUAUGGACGUACUUUCACAUGGCUUGUCAACAAAAUCAACACUUCACUGGCAUACACGGAUGACUCUUAUAAGCACUACUCUGUUAUUGGGUUGUUGGACAUCUAUGGCUUUGAGGUCUUCCAACACAACAGCUUUGAGCAGUUCUGCAUCAACUACUGUAAUGAGAAGUUGCAACAGCUCUUCAUUGAGCUCACCCUCAAAUCGGAGCAGGAGGAGUACGAAGCUGAGGGCAUCACGUGGGAGCCGGUGCAGUACUUCAACAACAAAAUCAUCUGUGACCUGGUGGAGGAGAAGUUCAAGGGCAUCAUAUCCAUUCUGGAUGAAGAGUGUCUGCGACCCGGAGAUGCUAGUGAUAUGACUUUCCUGGAGAAGCUGGAGGACACUGUGGGAGGUCAUCCUCACUUUGUCACUCACAAGCUUGCUGAUGGAAAGACACGGAAAAUAAUGGGUCGUGAAGAAUUCCGACUGUUGCAUUAUGCUGGAGAGGUCAACUACAAUGUCAAUGGUUUUCUGGACAAGAAUAACGACCUGCUCUUCAGGAACUUAAAAGAGGUUAUGUGCAUGUCUGAGAACAAGAUCCUAAACCAGUGUUUCGAGAGGGACGAGCUGAGUGAUAAGAAACGUCCUGACACGGCAGCGACCCAGUUUAAGGCCAGUCUGGCAAAACUCAUGGAGAUCCUCAUGUCCAAGGAACCGUCAUAUGUUCGCUGCAUCAAGCCCAAUGACUCCAAGCAAGCAAGUCGCUUUGACGAUGUUCUGAUACGUCACCAGGUCAAGUAUCUGGGGUUGAUGGAGAAUCUGAGGGUCAGACGAGCUGGCUUUGCUUACAGGCGGCGCUACGAGGUCUUCCUGCAGAGGUACAAGUCCCUGUGUCCAGAGACUUGGCCUAACUGGCAGGGCAAACUGUCUGAUGGAGUUGCUACAUUGGUCAAGUACCUGGGAUAUAAGCCUGAAGACUACAAGCUGGGCAGAUCAAAAAUUUUCAUCCGUUUCCCAAAGACCUUAUUUUCCACCGAGGAGGCCCUAGAGACCAGGAAACAUAGCCUUGCCACCAAGUUGCAGGCAGGAUGGAGGGGCUACAGCCAAAGGUCCAAGUACCAAAAACUAAGAACUUCAGCUAUUGCCAUUCAGGCAUGGUGGAGGGGAAUCUUAGCCAGGAGGAGAGCCCGACGCAGGCGGCAGGCUGCAGACACCAUUCGCAGGUUUAUCAAAGGCUUCAUUUACCGCCACAAGGAGCGCUGUCCAGAGAAUGAGUAUUUCCUGGAUUACGUGCGCUAUUCCUUCCUCAUGAAGCUGCGCAGAAACCUCCCAAAGAACGUUCUGGACAAAAGCUGGCCGACGCCACCAGCAGCUCUUACAGAGGCUUCAGAACAUUUGCGCAAGCUGUGCAUGCAGAACAUGGUGUGGAUCUACUGCAAAAAGAUCAGCCCUGAAUGGAAACACCAGAUGGAGCAAAAGAUGAUUGCAAGCGAAAUAUUCAAGGAAAAGAAGGACAACUAUCCACAAAGUGUGCCGAAGUUGUUUGUCAGCACUAGACUAGAUGGAGAAAACAUAAAUCCCAAAGUCCUGCAGACGCUCGGAAAUGAGAAGUUAAAGUAUGCAGUGCCAGUCACCAAGUACGACAGGAAGGGCUACAAAGCUCGCCCACGCCAGCUGCUACUCACAGCAAACUGUGCCAUUAUUGUAGAGGAUGCCAAGCUCAAGCAACGCAUUAACUAUGAUGUUUUGAAAGGUAUCUCUGUGAGCUCGCUAAGCGAUGGCCUGUUUGUUCUGCACGUGCCCAGUGAUGACAACAAACAGAAGGGAGAUGUGGUUCUACAAAGUGACCACGUGAUUGAGACCUUGACCAAGAUCGCCAUAUGUGCUGACAAAGUAAACAGCAUCAACAUCAAUCAGGGCAGUAUAAAAUUUACAGUGGGUCAAGGAAAAGAAGGGGUCAUUGACUUCACCCCUGGAUCAGAGCUAUUGGUGGCUAAGGCCAAAAAUGGCCACCUAUCUGUGACGGCUCCAAGACUGAACUCCAGAUGAUUUCUGGUCCAGGCUUUUGGAUAUCCCACUCACGUUCUACUCUUCCAAUCACUUGACCUCAAACCUAUCCUUCUUUAGCCAAUCAGGUGCCAGCUUGUCACCGUGUCGUUUCGGCAUUCGCUUCCAAAUACAGGAUAAAAGAUUAAGCAAUACUAAUUGUUAUAUUUAUGUUCAUAUGUUAUAUUUUUGGGAGUAAUACUUUUUGAAUAUUGUAAUUUUAUAUGAGAAGCCAAGGAAUAGCAUAUGUCAGUGUGUUUUUCUAGGAAUGUUUCUGUUUAUUUGCGAUUUAUUUGGGAACAUGACCAAGCAAACAUUGAGAGACGAUAAGGGUCACUGUGGAGAAAUCAGGAUUAUUUAUCUUUCAUUUUCCCCCCCUGCUUUUCUUUCUUUUAAUUUUCUCUCAUUAUAAUUGUUUAAAGAGUGAUUGCAUGUGGACAAACAGUUUCGGGAUGAAGAACAACUCCAAUAGCAGACAUGUCAAAUUUUGCGAGACAGACAUACUACUGAACUCACUAUCAUUCAGCUCAGUGGAGCUAAGGAUGAGGGACAAACUGCAUUAGCUGUAAGCACGCGAACAACUUGAACUUUGUAAAAGUGUGAGCAAGGUGAGGGAAAGGCAGCGGAAGAAUGAGGGGAACGUCCAGCAGCGUCAUUCAUGUGCCUUUCCCUAUACUAAUGUGUUCGUUAUGAAAAUGUUUUAGUAUUGUGUUCCAUGACGAACAACGCUCGGGUCUCUUCUGUCCUUCCACAGCCUUCCCUGCUUUGCUUCGUUUGCCUCCUCUCUCUAUUAUGUACAACCUGACUGGUCUAUAGCUAGCUAAUGUCAGGCAUGCAGCUAAUCCUGUCGCAAGGUGAGCCUGUAUUUUACACCCCUGUUGCUCACAUAGACAAAACCUCACAAUUUGAUUAAUUUAGAAUGUGUUUGGUUCGAUAGUACGUAGCCUGUAAAUUGUGCAAAGUGGCUAACCAGCAUUUCACCAGCAAUCAUUGUAACUCCAGAAUUUAUUAUCAAGCCAACUGGUCAAUUUUGAGCUCAAGGGGAUUUUUAUUUGUUGAAUGGUUUUAACAAUAGUAAAAAGGAUAUAUUUUCAGUAAUUUUAACUAAUGGCAGCUUCCAUUCACUCCUGAGUUGUUUUUCUCUGCCUGCCCUGUGAGUGAUUGGUGACCAGUUCAGGUUGUACAGGUAGUUUGUUUUUGACACCCUGCAGUUAGCUGGUAUUAUCUCCCUACUAGAUUGAAAAGGUUAAGCGGUGUAGAAAAUGGGUGUAAUAUCGAUAUACGUAUCUUUUUCAGGAUGGGAGUCCCCAUCUUGGUGCCCUUCAAAUAGCAUGUCGUUCAAAAUAUAUUCAAUAUAUCCAUAUAUGUUUCAAACUCGGCCAAAGCACAAUUGGUUCAAAGCCUGCCAUAAAGUUGGAAUUUAAUGCUCAGUUUUUGAGGAUCAUCGAUAAGGUAAAAAAGGUUGUGUUUGCAGACUUCACUCUGAGGCGGGUGCAAAAGGCCAAGACUGCUGCUUCAUUUAAAAGCCAAAGAACCAUUUGAUUUAUAAUCAUUAUCUGUUGUAUAAUUUCUAACAUCUUGUGUUUGUUUGUUGUUGUUGAUUUUAUUUGAUGUGAGGAGGGAGACUUGUACAGUUUGCGUUCCAUUUUAAUGGGAUGUCCAAGCCAAGUUUAUGAUGUUAAAAACAUUUUGGGAGACAAAGCAUUUACAAUAGUUGAAUGUGCCUUGUUGCAUAGCAAUAUUAAGAGACUUACUGUAAGAGCCAUACUUUGUUUAAUCAAGCCUGCCUGAGCAAAGAUUGAUUUUUGUUUCAUUCCUUUGCCAAAAAAAUGUGUAACAGCUUUGAUACCAAUCCUAAGAUUUUUUUGAACAUACUUUUUGCCAACUCUAAUUAUUGUAUGAUCCAAACUAAUGUAUGAUUAUGCAAGCACACUAAGAAACUUAUGAUCCUAAAGAUGUGUUGAAUAAAUUUGACAUGUUGUACAGUAAAAAAAAAAAAA
Corythoichthys intestinalis (scribbled pipefish) is the source of this 6200-nucleotide messenger RNA. Its product is annotated as unconventional myosin-Ic-like. NCBI's taxonomy places the organism in Eukaryota, Metazoa, Chordata, Actinopteri, Syngnathiformes, Syngnathidae. The coding region runs from base 1126 to 4203 and encodes 1025 amino acids. Gene Ontology annotation, molecular function: ATP binding; actin filament binding; microfilament motor activity. The record is from RefSeq and is a predicted model, not a curated record. The transcript is spliced from 32 exons. Gene Ontology annotation, cellular component: plasma membrane; vesicle; actin cytoskeleton. Gene Ontology annotation, biological process: vesicle transport along actin filament; actin filament organization.